AUGGAGGAAAAGCCUUUCAAAGCGACGGCCAAGUCUCUGAGCCCCCAUGACUCGAGCAAGUCCGGCUCCAAGGGUGACAUCCGGAACCUGUGGACCAGGGCCACGCUGUCGCAGCCCCGGCUGAACAUCCAGCUGACAGAUGUUUAUGAGGACCUGGACCCCGAGGACAGCGGCGAAGACUGGAAGGCCGGCCAGUGGUACAAGCAGCCCUCCAGCGAUGGGGGCGCCAGGGAGGGAUGGAGCCAGAGGAAUGCCGAGGCUGGCACCAGGCAGGAGGAACUGGAUGCCUACACCUCCGAGGAGCUGGAGCAGAGCCCCAGGAGCGCCCAGAGAGGCGAUGUAAAGGGACUUGAGGAUUUGGGGAGCAAGAUGGAUUUCGCUUCCUCAGUGUCAUCAGUCAACAUCAUGAAGCACACACACCACCGAGCCUACUGGAGGGAGCAGCAGAGCAGGAUGCCGCUGCCCCUGCUGGAACUCAUGGAGAAUGAAGCCCUGGAAAUCCUCACCAAAGCCCUCCGGACCUACCAGUCGGAGAUCGGCAGGGACCACUUCCUGACCAAGCAGCUGCAGCGGUACAUCGAGGGUCUCCGGAAGCGGCGGAACCGGAGGCUGCACGUCUCCGCGCACUGA
This is a messenger RNA of Pipistrellus nathusii (Nathusius's pipistrelle), 630 nucleotides long. NCBI's taxonomy places the organism in Eukaryota, Metazoa, Chordata, Mammalia, Chiroptera, Vespertilionidae. The record is from the annotation of a GenBank genome assembly.